GUGAGGGAAAAUGUUGGUGGGAAGAAACCAAGUAUUGUGGAGGUGAAGAGGGCGAUACAUCAGAUAAUACAUUAAGACUGACUCUCGACCUGACCGGACUUAUAUUUUCUAGUCAGACACUGAAUGAAGUGGCUUGCUUACAACUGGAGACUACUACUAUAAGAUUUUGAGGUCAGACCCUGUAAUUUGAUGCAUAGCAGCAGAUGGGAUUGCUUCACAGAUAUCACCUUCUUCUCUUUCUGCUUCUACAUGCCAUUUGCUUGCUCGCUCAUCAGGUCAAAUCUCUAGAUGAGAAGGAUCUGCUUCGAGGAUUAAAUAGUUAUCGAGCAUCCUUAAACUUGAGCGCCCUUGCGGACAUCAAUAAUGCAAAUUGUUUUGCUUAUGAAGUAGCAAAUCAGCUCAAGAAUCAGCCAUGUUCAAAUACCACAGGUGCAGACACUGUUCCUGGCAUGGAACCUCAGUUUUCCAACUAUCCAGACCUACUCGCCAAAUGCCACCUGAACAUCACCGACACCAGAGACGGGAGCCUAAUGCCGGCUUGUGUUCCCAAGUUGGUCCCAGACCUUGUGCUCUCAAACUAUACAAAAACCCAGUACUCACAGUAUCUUAAUGACAGCACUUACACUGGAGCAGGGAUCGGUUCAGAAGGGGACUGGGUGGUUGUCAUGUUAACCACAAACACCGUUGGAGGAAGCUUCACCCCUGCUGUGAAUGCAGCAAGUUCAGUUUCUAGUACCGGUUUCCCACAAAACUUGAUACCUUUGAUGUUGGCCUUCAUUAUUCUUGUGCUUCUCUGCUGAGUCAGUUGAGAGUCAAGAUCCUAUCUGAUUACUCCUUGAUUCUCGCUGUGUAUUUUUGACUUGUUGCUUUCAUAGGUCAGGCUAUUAGUUAGGUAGAUUGCUAUAUUUUAUCUUGAACAAAGUAGGACAACCUAAGUAGGAUUCCUUAGGUUUAACGAGUUUUUAGGAAAAAAUAUCAAUCAUACUCUUGUAUUGAUUUAUGAAUCCUAUAUUUAUACAAGUAUGUUGUUGAUCUA
This is a messenger RNA of Diospyros lotus (date-plum), 1036 nucleotides long. RefSeq lists its product as uncharacterized. The record is from RefSeq and is a predicted model, not a curated record. Bases 204 to 800 code for a protein of 198 amino acids. NCBI's taxonomy places the organism in Eukaryota, Viridiplantae, Streptophyta, Magnoliopsida, Ericales, Ebenaceae. The transcript is spliced from 3 exons.